Podospora anserina S mat+ is the source of this 822-nucleotide messenger RNA. RefSeq lists its product as uncharacterized. Bases 1 to 822 code for a protein of 273 amino acids. The record is from RefSeq and is a predicted model, not a curated record. The transcript is spliced from 2 exons. Gene Ontology annotation, cellular component: cytosol; nucleus; proteasome regulatory particle, lid subcomplex. Gene Ontology annotation, biological process: proteasome-mediated ubiquitin-dependent protein catabolic process. NCBI's taxonomy places the organism in Eukaryota, Fungi, Ascomycota, Sordariomycetes, Sordariales, Podosporaceae.
AUGGCCGACCGCCAACUCACCACCCUCCUCACCCAACUCCGCACCCCCUCCCUCCCCUUCCCCCAAUCCACCACCCUACUCUCAAAAGCCAAACUCCUCCUCCUCCAGCUCUCAGCCCUAACCCCCUCCCCCACCAUCCUCCCCGCCAACCUAACCCUCGCCCGCGAGGUCUACGAGCUCGGCGCCCUCCACUCCCUCCGCGCCAAAAACCCCGACUCCUUCACCCGCUACGUCUCCCAGCUCCAGCCCUUCUACGAGCUCCCCCCUUCUGCUUUCUCCUCCCCCUCCCAAAACCAAAACAAAGUCACCGCCCUCUGGCUCCUCUUCCUCCUAACCCAAGGCCGCUACACCGAGUUCCACUCCGACCUCGAAGGCCUCUCAACCCGCGGUUCUGUCGCAGAAGUGGAAAACGACAAGUUUUUGGGGUACCCCAUCAAGCUGGAGAGGUGGCUCAUGGAGGGGGCGUAUGACCGGGUCUGGAAGGCGAUGAAGAAGGGGGAGGUUCCGAGUGAGGAGUUUGGGGUCUUGUGCGAGGUAUUGACCCCCCAAAUCCGCCGAGAAAUCGCCUCAUCCUCCGAGCGCGCCUACCCGUCCCUCCCCUUCCUCUCAGCCCAGUCCCUCCUCUUCCUCGACUCGGAAGGCGCCGUCGUCGACUUUGCCCACAGCCGCGGUUGGGUCAUCAAGGAUAGGACUAUUUACUUCCCCACCGCCGCCGAGCUCAACGCCGACGAGGAAGGGGAGCAGGAGCAGGAGAAGGAGGUUGGCCAGAUGGUGAUUGAAAACACGCUGGGGUACGCCAGGCAGUUGGAGACGAUUGUGUAA